Culicoides brevitarsis is the source of this 3050-nucleotide messenger RNA. It is a transcript of the gene AlaRS-m, whose product is annotated as alanine--tRNA ligase, mitochondrial. Bases 105 to 3050 code for a protein of 981 amino acids. Gene Ontology annotation, cellular component: cytoplasm; mitochondrion. Gene Ontology annotation, biological process: alanyl-tRNA aminoacylation. The transcript is spliced from 3 exons. Gene Ontology annotation, molecular function: aminoacyl-tRNA deacylase activity; nucleic acid binding; ATP binding. The record is from RefSeq and is a predicted model, not a curated record. NCBI's taxonomy places the organism in Eukaryota, Metazoa, Arthropoda, Insecta, Diptera, Ceratopogonidae.
AACAUUGAUAAGACGUGAUUUCAUCGAAAUCCUCAUUUUUCGUCAUGUAAAGGACCCAAAAAAAUCAUCUUCGCGUCAAUUUUUCGUCGAUAAAGCAGAGAAAAAUGCAAAUCAACGCGGCACGAUGCUCGUCAAAACACAUCUUGCCGGCUCGUCUCAUCCGGGAGCAAUUCCUGAACUUUUUUGUGAAGGAGAAAAAUCAUUCUUUCGUGCGAUCGAGUCCUGUAGUGCCAUUCUGUGAUAAAUCUCUCGCCUUUGUGAAUGCCGGAAUGAAUCAAUUCAAAAACGUGUUUUUGGAUCGACAACAACCUCCGUAUCCUCGCGUUGCCAAUACCCAAAAGUGCGUUCGUGUCGGCGGGAAACAUAAUGACUUAGAAAUCAUUGGAAGCGACGGAUAUCAUCACACGUUCUUCGAAAUGCUCGGAAAUUGGUCGUUUAACGAUUAUUUCAAGAAGGAAGCUUGCACAAUGGCUUUAGAAUUGUUGACGGGUCCUUAUAAAAUCAACCCGAAUCGACUUUAUGUGACUUAUUUCAAGGGCGAUGCCGAAUUGGGACUCGAACCUGACUUGGAAACUUUUGAAAUUUGGCGCAGUUUGGGUUUCGCGAAGGAACGCAUCUUGCCAUUCGAUAAAAAAGACAAUUUUUGGGAGAUGGGCGAUGUUGGACCAUGCGGGCCUUGCACUGAAAUCCAUUUUGAUCAUCUCGGCACGUCAUUAAGAGCGGAUUUUGUCAACUCUGGCCUUGCUGAUUUGACUGAAUUAUGGAAUUUGGUGUUUAUUCAGUACAACAGAAACAGCGAUGGGAGCAUUUCGUCGUUGCCGCACAAAAAUAUCGACACAGGAAUGGGUUUUGAGCGUCUCGUUGCCGUUUUGCAGGAGAAAUCGAGCAAUUAUGACACGGAUUUGUUCCUUCCCUUAUUCGAUGGGAUCCAAAAAGCAUGUCCUCGAGCAUCGCCAUAUGCGGGUACUUUCACAAAUGACCUUGACAAAGAUUACAGAAUCCUCGCAGAUCACGGAAGGAUGGUGACAGCAUGCAUCGCAGACGGGAUGUUCCCCGAUAAUAACUACAAAUUACGUCGAGUGUUGCGAAAAAUGAUCCUUGUUGGCGAAAAAAGCUUCGGAAAUGAUCGUUUAGUGUUCGAAAUAAUCCCUCGAGUGGUCGAAAGUUUAGGAGAAACCUUCCCCGAGAUGCAAAAUUUCAAUCAAAUUCUCAAAGUAGUCGAUCACGAAUUCGAAAUUUACAAAAAUUUGAGGAAAGAUGUGAGUAAAGGCAUUAAAACUGUACCUCUGAAGAUGGUUGAUCUCAUUGAGAAUGACUUAUUGGACUACCCGGGCAUCAUUUUUGCCUAUAAAAAUCUCAUGUUGGAGCGGGAAAAGUGGAAAAGGGACGAAAAAUCACAAAAACUCAUCGUUCCUAACGAAUAUGCCUUUAAAUUAUGCGACACUUACGGUUUGGAUGUUGACGCUAUCGGUCGUUUAUGUGAAAUGGAGCAACUUUUAUGGAAUCGCGCUGAAUUUCGAUCGACUUCGAAGCGAUUAAAUGCGAAAUUAAAAAAAUUCGGAGGAAAUGUCGAACAAAAAAUACUUGAAAAGGAAAAAAUUGAAGAAAUUUCAUCAAAAUUUAAUAUUCGAAGGACCAACGACAUUUAUAAAUAUAACUCGCAAUGGGAUGAGGCAAAGAAAAAGUACGUGACACAACGAAUAACAGCAAAAAUCAUCGCCGCUGUGACAAAAGACAAUAAAAUUUGGCAAUUAGUGACUGACAAAUCCAAUUUUUAUCACGAAUCCGGGGGACAAGUGUCUGACAAAGGACUUUUUCUGCAAGAAAAUGUAAAGUUUUCCGUGAAAAAUGUCUUUUUCGAGAACGGAUUUGUUAUUCACGAAGGAAGUUUCGACACAGAAGGCAGUUUUUCCGUCGGAUCUGACGUUGAAAUGAUCGUAAAUGAUGAUUUUCGUACCGGAACGACGUCCCAUCACACAGCUACUCAUUUACUUAAUGGCAUUGCACGUGCUGAAUUUGCUCUUCCAUGUUGCCAAAAGUCGUCGCUCGUGCUUUCGGACCAACUCAAACUUGAAUUAUCCAUUUAUGGCCCUCGAUUGACACGAGAACAAUAUCAAAGGCUCGAAAAUGGCGUUCGUGAUGCGAUAAAAAGCGGAUUUGCGGUCCGAAUUGACGUAAUUGACGAACAAAAGUUACUUUCGAUGUCGGAUGUUGUCACAGUGCCGGGCGAAAUUUAUCCAGAUACGGGUUUGAGACUCGUGCAAGUCGGAAAUUCCGUUUCGAAAGAACUUUGUUGCGGGACUCAUGCACAAAAUACCGCGCAUUUGGGGGAUUUUUGUUUGACGAAUGUCAAAUUAACGGGAAGGGCGAGUUAUAUUUUCACCGCAGUCGUUGGAGAUGCCGCCAAAGAAGCGCAUCGAUUGGGAGAAGAACUUUUGGCGCAAGCAAAGGACAUUCAACGAACCAUGAACAAGGAUAACGUUUCGAUGAUCGAACGUGACAUCAUGGAUUUGCAAGAAACGCUGAGGGCGUCGGAAGAAGCGAAACAAUUUGUGCCGUAUUGCGUGAAAAACGAGAUUUUGUCGAUUUUAGGCGAAGUAGAGGCGAAAUGUCGUGCCGUGAGUAAGGAGCAACUUCGAGAAUUUGUCGAAAUUGAGAUGAAAAGUUUGCUUGAGGCGAAACCGAAGGAAGAACAUCCGUUUUUGGUGCAUUAUUUGGCAAGUGCGUUGCUUAUGGAGUCCGUUCCGUUGCACAGAGUGACGAAAUAUGUCACAGAUCGACCCAUUAUUGUUAUUUCUUAUACGGGAACGACUGUUAAAGCGCGUUGUUGUGUGCCAGAGGAGUUUCAAAGCACGGAUUUCAAUGCAGAAAAAUGGUUAUUACAAGUUGCUCAUGUCUUUGAAUCCCAAAUCGAGACAACAAAAGGCUCAAAAAUCGUUUGUAACAUGAAAGACAAACGCAUCAACGUCAACUUGUUCGCUUAUAAACUCGAAAAAGCACUCGGCAACGCAAACGCCUUCGCAGAAUUUUACUUUUUGAAAAAAUCUUAG